Canariomyces notabilis is the source of this 473-nucleotide messenger RNA. RefSeq lists its product as uncharacterized. The coding region runs from base 34 to 273 and encodes 79 amino acids. The record is from RefSeq and is a predicted model, not a curated record. Lineage: Eukaryota; Fungi; Ascomycota; Sordariomycetes; Sordariales; Chaetomiaceae. The transcript has a single exon.
UUAGCGAACUGGCCUCAUCAUCGUCAGCCUCUUAUGGGGCUGAUGUGCAUCUCGAUGUCACGCCUUGCCCUUGACGAUAGGCCUUGCUUUCCCCUUUGCUUGAUAGCCAUCUGUGUUUGUCUUUCCGUGUGUGUUCUGCUUUCGAAGAGGAAUGUGACCGAGAUAGAGAGGGGGGCAAAUGAACAGGUAAAGGCGACCUUUGCAUCACAUAGGUUUGUCAUGCUGGCAAAGUGUCGGCGAGAAGAUUGCGAGUCUAUAGAAGCUGUGGACUGACUGACCGGAAACUACACGGGAGGUUCGAUUCAACUAUAUCUUCCAUGUACAUAUGUACUGUACACAAGCCGGACGGGGGGAUCUAGAACUCUAACCUGUCCAACGAAGUAAAUCAACGCUAAUUAGGUCAGUCCCCAUGGGAUUCACACAUCAGAAUCCUCAUUCACUUGAAUCAUUUCAUACCUAGCGACCUGGACAGA